AAAUUGUACUAAAAGCAGUAUAAAGACUUUCGAUGGAUUUCGGUCGACAAGGAAUUUUGAGGGAUUCUUCGAUAAGGGAUUUUUCUUGACUCAAGUGCUAUGUUUUGUAAAAACCUGAAAGCUACUAAAGUAAUUUGUUUCAUUCAUAACUUAUGAAUGAUCUCAUUUUCACCUGUGAUGUUGAAGUACGGUACACUUGAGAGAUGUACCUUUCAGUACAUUAACUAUUUCUAACGUUUUAUUCUUCAUAAUAUGCACCCAGAUCGGCCUUGCUUUCUAGGAAAAACAUAUAACAGUUCAACUUAAGGCCUAUAUUUGGAAUAACAUGGAUUAUGCCGGUGGCUUAUUUUAUUGCUCUUAUAUCCUGGCAAGUUAUAGCGACGUGUGAGGGUAACGAAAUGUCACUGGGGCUGUGAAACACUCGGACUUUAUUCCUCAACUUUGUCUGGAGAUCCAUUGGAUGCGGGAUUGGAUGUGAUCAAACUUUCAUCGAUAAUAGGACAGUACUUUCAGGGUUACAGUAUCUGCCUUCAUACUUUGUAGCGGAGUAUUUUCAUAAUUAUUUUCUUCUUCGAUCUACGCAGCAAUCAUGCUAAUAGACACAGCACCUCCCUUUCGAACAAAAUAACACCUGGUUCCCCAGGUCAGGCUUAAAUAAAUCAAUUGAGUCUAGACCACUUCACGCACCUGUCGAUGUUUAUAUACAGCGUUAAGCAGAACAGAAGCAUACAUUUGCAUAUAGCAAAAUGUCGAGAUUUUCUUAACAAUCAAUUAUACACUCUCUUGAUUGGUAUGACAAUUGCGAGGGCAUUGCUGUGCCUUGCUAUUCGACUUAUUGGAGCUCGCAGCUGACAAGAACAAUGACGAAAAUAUUUGAGGUGAUACUGAGGCUUUUGUCUCGGCAUUUCGCCUUUCUGCGGAUCUACCAGGCGUACCUUCAGCGCACGAAGCGGACAAUUUCCACGGAAAAUCUUUUAGCGACGAGGGAUUGUGAUUCAGAGACGUUUGGCCUCAAACGAAGAAGACAUACCGACUGUGUGAUAAAGACCAGAGAAUAUCACUCAGCAGAGGUAUAUUGUCGAGAUUCAAAUAAGAGGAAUAAACCAGUGGGAUUGCAGAGUGCCUUUAUUUUAAAAGGAGAUACUGAAUUUCAAAUGGAGGAGUCGAUGGUGAAUACAAACUUUAGGAUCAUAACGCAUCAGCAUGCGUCAAGGACAACAUACCACUGUGUCUCGGAUAAUAAUAAUGAUACUGUUUCAGUGAGGCCGCGAGAUCUUCUUACGGACGACUUUCAGGUCGAAGGUUUGAUCGGCAGCGGUGGUUUUGGAUCGGUGUUUGUUGGGAAGUACUGCGGUCGACGAGUGGCCGUCAAGGUGUUACGACCACGCCGGAAAAACGCUGAAGCCAUGCUGCAGAGCUUUCGCGCAGAAGUCAACGCCCUGUACUUAAAGCAUGAGAACAUCGUCAAUGUACUAGCCACAAGUGCCGUAGAGGAUUUCGAGGCUGGUGCUUUUAUCAUCAUGGAGUACGCGGGGAAGAGGAAUCUACAGCAACUGAUCAAUGAACCAUCCGAAAGGUUACCGCUGGCACGCCGUGCAAAUUUUGCUCUUCACAUCAUCCGUGCCUUACAAUACACCCACGCACAUAACAUCGCCCACUUGGACGUCAAACCAGCAAAUAUCAUUGUAGAUGAUUAUGACGUAUGUCGCUUGUGUGAUUAUGGAUGCUCUCAGCAGGUCUUUGGGUCAAAUGGCAAAGGUCUUCGAAGUCCUACGAAUCGGUCGUACUUGACCGGCACUUGUGGGUACCGCGCCCCGGAGCUCUUGUGUGGUGACGCGCCGACGACCAAAGCCGACAUCUAUUCGUUUGGGAUCACACUUUGGCAGAUGCUGACGCGAGAGACGCCAUACGCUGGGGAGAAUCAUCACGUCGUCAUUUUCGGCGUCGUCGCCAAGGACAUGCGCCCGAAGCUUCCCGGCAACGAGAACGAGACGGAAAACGACUGGUAUCGUCGGCUCAUCACGAAGGCCUGGCCGAAGCAACCCGAAGACAGACCGACUGCCAGGGAGUUACUGAAAGAGCUGGAGAUGCGACUCGGUGUGGACGACGUCGCUUGAACGAUUGUGCCGGCAGCCGAACUCCCAUCUACCAGUUGGUGAAUGUCAGCUAUUGAUGGUUGAAGUUUGGUGCUCCAGAGCAAUAUUUUAUCGUCGCAUCUAACAUCCUUGAGAUGCCAUCUUUGGCUAGUUGCAGUUCAUCCGGUGACAUCUAUUGAACUGCCCAUUGUCGUCAACCGCGAUUUGAGUCUUCAAAAUACUAUAGGUUCUCCAACAUACUUGCGCAGGUCUAUACGUCUAAAAACAUUUCUUAUCGACGUAAUAUCUUUUUUAUUGUGAUAUAUCAAUCGAUUGUACUAAUGACAUUAAAGGUCCCCAUAUUCAAUGAUAUUCAUUUUCAUUAGCUAAUCAUUCUGAGUUUUUAAUGAUAUCACCCUUCCUUAGCAACUGCCAUAUAGUACCCUAUAAGUAUAAGUGAUACAUUACGCUUCUCUUUCGAGAGUUUUUAAUCGUUGUUAUUUGUGAAAAAUCUAAAAUUUGUAGUUAAAAUCGCUAAUGGAUUCAAUCGAUCAAACAAGCAGGCGCCGGCAGAUUGAGGCGAAUCCGGGUAUAUCUAUUUCAUGAUUAUCGUGAUGAUGAAUACAAAACCAUGACGUCACAAUUAGGGUUGGUUUUCAUGAACCACUUCAGUAAGUGCCUCAGAUUUAAUUGUGAUAAUGACUAACAUGAAUAAUUUAAUGUCGAAUUCCCUGAUGUUCUUCUAUAUAAAGAUAAUGAUGUUACCAGUGACUACUGUAUUUAAAAUCAACUAGUAGAGGCACCCCUAAACGCUAUGAAAUAUCAACACGUUACUCUGUUUUGUAAAUCUGUCCUUUGAAUUAUACAAAUAUUGUAUUCAAAAUUAUGUCUUCCUGAGGUUUUAAGUCUUCCAAAAUCGAUUAUCUCUCGAGCAUUUGUCUUAUGGUGGUCAUAGGUCUUCCAACUUUCUUUUCCAACACCAUUUCUUGCAGUGUAGGCACUACAGCAGAUCACUUUCGUGCAUUUUUAAAAUCUAAAUAGUAGAACCCGAUGUCUGCCCAUGCUUAAUCGUUUACUCUCUCAUUCAUUUUCAUAUCUCACUUUAGAGAGAUGCUACUUACAGUAAUACUACUUUGUCUACUUAUCUUUUGGUAUCAGUAUAACACAUUUGUUUUUGUAUCUGUUCUUCUGAAGAGGGAUUUUGAGGGGGAAAUGUUUUCUCUAUGCAAUAUAUCUGAAUAAUCUUUUAAAUCGACCCUUUAUCGAAAGAAAACUCAUGUGUUUUUGAACAAUAAUUCCAGAGCAGAUUUCAAUGCAAAUCGAAUUCAAAUUCAAUACAAUGAUCGGUUUACUAUUAAAUAAACUAUGCACAAAUUAAAACCUUUCAAUAAUACAUCAACAGACUAUCUGCUUGAAUUGAACAAAAAUAUUGACAGUUGUGAGCAGCCCUCUUCCCCGGGGACUAUAUCCUAGGUCCUCAACAUAAAAAUCAAUAUUACGAUUUGCAUAGUAAUGCGUGAAGCAAUCUAUAUUUUUAACAUCUCGUUUUAUUUACAAUUGAAGGACGUGUUGUUUUCAAUUUCGUCUAAAUUGUCGUUUUUAUACCAUAUGUGUAUACGUAUAAUCUAUUCAAUGAGGAAAAAAAUGAAGAAAAAAAAUGAAAAAAAUUCUUAAUCGUAAACAAAUAUUUCCCCGUUAAUCAUGUGAAAAAUGUUGUUAUUAUACUUUUGAGAGAUUAUGCGAUGUCAAAUUUCUCGCUUAAACAAUAUGUCAUCUUAAAAUGUUGUCAUGGCAAAAGUAAAACGAGGCAUGCUAAUUAGAAUUGUGGUAUAUAUAAGGUGUGAAGCUGUCAGAAGGGCUCUAAUGGUGAUUUCCAAUUCCAAAACUAUUGGGACAUUGGUAUAAAGCGCCCUUCUGCCAGGCUAACAUCUUUGAAUGUAGUCAAGGUUUUUUCUUCAAAAUGGUUGGUUUGUUUCUAUAAUAAAUUGUCUAUCAUGAGUUAAGAUUCUUUUGACAGAGAUUGAGUACCCACAAGGAACUUGGUUCGAACCUCGUCCCCAUUUAUAGUUUGAAUUUCAAGCCUUCAGUCACUCCAAAGCUAUAGUCCGCUAAACACUCAUGCCCAUCUGAGAGUGACAUUAUACCCAGCAAAAGUGGCAUUCGUGACAUUAAGAUAGAUUACUGGUUAAAUCAAGUUGUAAAGACCUAUUUUCU
Strongylocentrotus purpuratus (purple sea urchin) is the source of this 4289-nucleotide messenger RNA. RefSeq names its product serine/threonine-protein kinase mos. Gene Ontology annotation, biological process: protein phosphorylation. The transcript has a single exon. NCBI's taxonomy places the organism in Eukaryota, Metazoa, Echinodermata, Echinoidea, Camarodonta, Strongylocentrotidae. The coding region runs from base 861 to 2117 and encodes 418 amino acids. The record is from RefSeq and is a predicted model, not a curated record. Gene Ontology annotation, molecular function: ATP binding; protein kinase activity.